AAAGCUUCUCCGAACUCAAAACUGCCACUUAUGGAGUCUCCGGAGCCACAAGACGGCGAUUCUGUAUUCGCACACAUUCCUCAUGUUCCUGAAGUCCCAAUUUAUGCGAUGAUGGUUGCUUUCAGCAAAGACCCAAGUCCACUCAAGCUGAAUUUAGGCAUUGGUGUUUAUAGAACUGAGGAUGGGCAGCCUUUUCAAUUGAAUGUAGUUAGACGAGUGGAGCGGUUACUAGUUGAUGACAUGUCCACUUCCAAGGAGUAUCUUCCUAUUACUGGAAUUGCAGAGUUUAAUAGAUUGAGUGCUAAGCUCAUUUUGGGUGCCGACAGCCCUGCUAUUAAGGAGAAUAGAGUGACUACUGUCCAGUGCUUGUCUGGUAGUGGAUCGCUGAGGAUUGGAGCUGAGUUUCUAGCAAACCAUUACCACCAUCAUACAGUCUACAUGUCCCAGCCAACAUAUACAGCCCACCCAGUUUUCUUCUCUGCAGCCGGGCUAGCUAUCAAGACUUACCGCUACUAUGACCCAGGAACAUGUGGUCUGGACUUCCAAGGAAUGUUAGAAGAUCUUUUGUCUGCUCCAUCAGGAGCUAUUGUGCUUCUCCAAGCAUGUGCACAUAACCCUACAGGUGUUGAUCCAACUCUUCCACAGUGGGAGCAGAUUAGGCAGUUGAUUAGAGCAAAAGGGUUGUUUCCUUUCUUUGACACUGCUUAUCAGGGUCUUGUCAGCGGAAAUCUGGAUGAGGAUGCCCAAGCUAUUCGCCUGUUUGUUACUGAUGGUGGUGAGUGCCUUGUAGCUCAGUCAUAUUCUAAGAUUAUGGGACUUUAUGGAGAACGUGUUGGUGCCCUCAGCAUUGUUUGCAAGACAGCAGAAGUGGCUAGCCAUGUUGAAAGCCAGCUGAAACUUCUGAUCCGGCCCAUGUAUUCUAGCCCACCCAUUCAUGGGGCAUCCAUAGCGGCCACUAUCUUAAAGGAUAGGGAUAUGUAUGAGGAAUGGAGUAUUGAAGUGAAGGCAAUGACUGACCGCCUUAUUAGCACGCGCCGACAACUAUUUGAUGCUCUUCGUGAUAGAGGUACUCCUGGGGACUGGGGGCACAUUAUCAGGCAUGGUGGAUUGUUUACUUUCUCAGGCUUGAACUCUGAACAAGUCGCCUUCAUGAAUAAAGAGUACCAUAUCUACAUGCCAUCUGAUGGGAGGAUCAACAUGGCAGGUCUAGGUCCGAAGACAGUUCCUUGUCUUGCAGAUGCAAUACAUGCAGCUGUUACCAUGGGUGUAUAAAUAGGUCACAGCAUUGCUGAUAUACACCUCAAAUGGCUCAAUCACAUCCUCUUCUGUAUGGUAUGCAAAAUGCUCCAUUUCAAUCCGUAAAGUAGAACUUUAACUACUUAUGAAAAUUGUAAACCUCUGUAUGUUACCAGACACUAGACCACUAUGAAUUUGGUGGUUCAAUCAGAAAUGCAGCAAGAACUCUCAGGCCUUGAG
Molecule: messenger RNA, 1476 nt
Organism: Fragaria vesca subsp. vesca
Lineage: Eukaryota; Viridiplantae; Streptophyta; Magnoliopsida; Rosales; Rosaceae
Product: aspartate aminotransferase, chloroplastic-like
Exons: 12
Coding region: 31-1272 (413 amino acids)
Biological process (GO): amino acid metabolic process; biosynthetic process
Cellular component (GO): mitochondrion
Molecular function (GO): L-aspartate:2-oxoglutarate transaminase activity; pyridoxal phosphate binding
Source: RefSeq, a predicted model, not a curated record